Molecule: messenger RNA, 1704 nt
Organism: Vitrella brassicaformis
Lineage: Eukaryota; Vitrellaceae
Source: the annotation of a GenBank genome assembly
GUCUAUUCAGUCCACAAGUUGCUUGCUCAACCGAUUCGCGUCUACACCACGCAGCCCGAUGCAUGCAUCUUGAAAAGCAAGCUCCAAUAAGCAAAGGAACCCGUAUGCACGCGCCUCUGCUCAUACAUGUACCAUCCUUUCAUCACGUUCCCUGCCCAAGACAUACACUACUCUUGAAACACAGCACACCAAUGAAUACACAUACAUACCUGCCCACAUGGUGCACAGAGAAAGAGAGACACCUUCAUGCCAUUCACGGCUGCCUGGUCUUGUGCUGCGUCUGUCUGCCUAUGCGUCUGUCAGCCAUGUCAUCCCUCCCUCCCUCCCUCCCACGCACGCAAAAAUGGCAUGCGCAUACAUACAGACAAACCUUUGCCAUGGCAAUGCAAAGCAAUGCAUGAGCCUCACCUGGCUGCCUUUCCACCCUCCUCCACCUUCCCUGUCCCCUCCCCUGACACACGCAUGGCCUCCCGCAGUGCAUCAGCUUCCUGGCCACCACGGAUGGCCUCAAGCAGAUACGACGCAAAAACAAGCGCCACGGCAAUUCCUAUCUGCUCCGGGAGUUUGCCCAUGUUCGCGUCACCGUCCAGAAUUGCCAUCACGGUAUUCCACAGGUCUUUGAGGGCCAGGAAACUAAAUAUAGUGAGGAGAACUUGGAGAAGGUCCGUCAGGCGGUAGUUGUUCGACCGGAGGAGGGCCAGCUUCUUACCUGUCAGUCAGUCACUCACUCAAUCAUCCAAGAGUGCAAACCACAAGGCGCUGCUUGAUCUCCUUCGUCGAGGGCGAUAGAGUGUUCCUCCCGCACCUUGUUUGCCGAGACCCACAGACACGAAAGAGCACAGAAGUUAGAGCGGACUGCGUGCCCAAGGAUCUUGUGUGCGUGCCUGUCUGGGUGGCUUUGCGUACUUUGUGGAACGGGCUUGACGUCGAGAAUGAGCGGUUUGUCGUCGGUGCUGCCCGCCUUCUCCAGCACCUUGUCCACGGUGGCGCUGAGACGCAGCUCCUCCCCUUCGAAGAUAAACCUCUUGGCCAGCAGCCGCUUGGGCGUCAACCCACGGUCCUCUAUCAGGCUCGCCACAUCGACGAGCAUUGCGUCCUUCGGGCACUCGACCAGGACUAUGUUGCCACCGGCGCCAUUUUCCGUUAUCUUCACCCACACUCCCACAGAAGAUGUCGCGUCAGCAUCAUCAGCAGCGUCAGCAUCAUCAGCAGUCGAGUGAGCAUCAGCUGCGAGUGCCGUUGUGGAGCUGGGCACCGCCACGAAGGGCUCGUGGCUGGUGAUGCGAUGCAGUGACGAGGGCACGGCGAUGGGCACGCUGGGGCGACGAACGUGCACGAAGACCGACUGCACACACGACAUCAUGAGGAGGCGCACAAGCCCUUGAUGGUUGCCCGACUCGUGUGUCCUGCCGUCUGUCUGUCUGUCUGUCUGUCUGUGUGCUGACUGACCGGCAACACGCGUACCUGUGUGCCAGCCGCUGUCGACAGGGUCCCCAGCAGCACCAGCCACACGCUGGCGAUACUUCCAGGUGUCAUGGUGGAGAGAUGAGCACAAGAUCUGUCAAUUCCGCGGCUAUACAAGCUUCACUCUCGAAAUGCACUGCCAUUUCCGUCAUUUGUGUGCUUACGAAGAGCGAACUUGAGAGCGGUUUCACGAAAUGUCUUACUGAGGUCGCCUGGUCGCUGCACUGUCACUCAUCUGAG